GCAAAGCAGACCGAGCUGGACGUUGCGAAAUGCCUGAGCCAGCGAAGUCGGCGCCGGCCCCGAAGAAGGGCUCCAAGAAGGCGGUGACCAAGGCGCAGAAGAAGGACGGCAAGAAGCGCAAGCGCAGCCGCAAGGAGAGCUACUCGGUGUACGUGUACAAGGUGCUCAAGCAGGUGCACCCCGACACGGGCAUCUCGUCCAAGGCCAUGGGCAUCAUGAACUCGUUCGUCAACGACAUCUUCGAGCGCAUCGCGGGCGAGGCGUCGCGCCUGGCGCACUACAACAAGCGCUCGACCAUCACGUCGCGGGAGAUCCAGACGGCCGUCCGCCUGCUGCUGCCCGGGGAGCUGGCCAAGCACGCCGUGUCCGAGGGCACCAAGGCCGUCACCAAGUACACCAGCGCCAAGUAAAUUUUCAAGAGCACACUCACCCUAAAACAAAAACCUAAAAAAAAACAAGUCCCUCUCUGUAGGAAACAUGCACGGGGUGGGGCCGGAGCUGACUUACAGGACUCAGAACACGGCAGCCGAGGAGUCCGGCAGCGCACCUGUCUCAGCACACACCGUCGGGGGUGAGCUUGCCAAUUUUUCCCCCUUGUUUCUUUCCCUUCUUCAUGUUUUAAAUGAAGUCAAUAAAACCAAGAAAGCCAUGGGACUCGGGAGACUGAA
Molecule: messenger RNA, 668 nt
Organism: Tupaia belangeri chinensis (Chinese tree shrew)
Lineage: Eukaryota; Metazoa; Chordata; Mammalia; Scandentia; Tupaiidae
Product: histone H2B type 1-K
Exons: 3
Coding region: 30-410 (126 amino acids)
Cellular component (GO): nucleosome
Molecular function (GO): structural constituent of chromatin; DNA binding; protein heterodimerization activity
Source: RefSeq, a predicted model, not a curated record